Messenger RNA from Rhodofomes roseus, 1960 nucleotides. RefSeq lists its product as uncharacterized. The coding region runs from base 186 to 1754 and encodes 522 amino acids. The record is from RefSeq and is a predicted model, not a curated record. The transcript has 4 exons. NCBI's taxonomy places the organism in Eukaryota, Fungi, Basidiomycota, Agaricomycetes, Polyporales, Fomitopsidaceae.
CAUCGGAGUCCAACGAGCCAGAAUCCAGGGCCGAGCAAUAUGCAGAUGAAGAAUUCGAGCGCGACAUCAAAAUUCGCUUUAAGCGACCCACAUAUACGAAUGACGACUGUCCGCAGCUCCCGCAUGAGCUGAUCGAGCACAUCUGCGAGUCCCUUUGGAACGACCCACUGGUGCUUGCUAGCUGCAUGCACGUAUGCUGCGCUUGGUAUCACGCUGCACGCCGCGCGCUAGACAGGUCAAGCGAGCUCUUGUUGCGGAGCCGAGAAGACUUGCGCAUCCACGCGGACAGGCUGGUCGCUACCCGGAAAACGGGUUAUAACAGAAGAUUCCGCCAGAUGUUUGUCGAUGACAAUCCUCGCGAGCCGUUUGCACACGUCUGGCCGAUACUCAUACCUGGGAGUUAUCUACAAGACUUACUUGAACUGAAGCUUAGCGGUAUUGAUUGGACGACUACCAACCCACAUAAUACCUUCGAUAUAUGCCUGUCAUUCUACUCCGGCAUCACGAUCUUGUCUAUUACUCACUGCUCAUUUCGCACCGGAAGGGAACUCCGCCGAAUAACCAACGCACUAGGACGUCUUACAUCGCUAUCGCUUUCGAACAUUACAUUGCAGUACCCGGAACCUCUAUCGUCUCACGUCUCUGCACGUUGCGAGCUACUUCACCGAAUCUCAUUGACAGCGCUGGAUUCCCUGUCAUCGAGCAAUGACGUGCUAGGGCGAGGAGAGGCAGUUUCUAGGGCGGCACUGCGGCACACACUAGCUACGUAUUCGUCCGUCUUUUCCCUUGGGGUGGACUUAUCGUACUUCCCCUCGGUGUUGCAUCUCCUGCGAUAUCUGGCCCACUUCCCCCGAUUGGAUUCUUUGCGGCUGUCUGGUGAUGUCGACCCGGACGUAGAGAUUGGACCCACAGAUGCCGAUUCACCGCACACGGAAUAUACACUUACCCGCCGACUGUCAUCAUUUGCUCUCCAGGAGGUAGCCGAAACACCUGCACUACAGCUGUUGCGACUGCUGUCCACCCCCGGUGCACGCAGUUCCCUGCACAACCUCACUCUUGGACUCCAAUUCAGGCCAUCCGCGGAACUCCUCCUGUAUCUCACCCGUCUUCUGCACCUGUGUGGUCGAAGCCUGAAGCGAUUUUGGUGGGAAGUCGAUGGAGACUCACGGAUCAUCCCGCCACUCACGGCGAACGCGUCGCUCAAAGAUCUCGUAAUAUCAUUGAACCACGUUCCCCCGAGACUACGGACAAUUCAAAAUAUAUUCAAGACAGUGCUGUCCGACAUCACAAGCACACGACUAGGAUUGCUCUAUCUAAACAUCAAUUUAGAUGUACCCGAGCCGCUCCAAGCAGCGAUCGAGGAGACGUUCGAGGGGGCGGAUGCUUCGGAUUCUAUCUCCGCUUUCCACUCCAUUCUCUCCCGCAGCGUCUUCGACGAGCUUCCCACCGUUGGCUAUGAGACAGGCUAUGAGACAGGCGUACACAUCACCGUGUCGUGCAAUACCGAAGAUCUCCCAUCAGAUAUUGAAGCUUUGAAGCCUGCUUUCAUAUCGGCGAUCAAACCCCACGUACUCGCUCUCUUUUCGCCAUGGUUGGAUCGUGGAGUCUUGUGUCUCUGGCUCCGCCCAGACCCUCACGGCGAAGGACGGAUCACUCGCGCACCCACCGCUGAGAAGGCAGCACUGGAUGACGCACUUGUCUCGGAAGAUGUACCCAAGGAGGUCGGGGCGAACGGGAAUGGAGAGUCGACAUAGGACGAGGACGGGCAGAGUCAACCAGGAGGCGGAGGCGGGUGCGCAGGACCACGGUGUGAUGGAGACAUUUCAUCUUUGAUUCUGUUUGCACUCUUGAUCUCGUCUUCCUCGGACGACGCUGGUGUCUCAAGAGAGCAAGUGGAUCCAUUCGGUUGGCUUUUGUGAUUGCUUGAAUUAUUGGGGUUCCAAAGGCGGCGGAAGCAUAC